AUGGAGAAACAAAUUGAUUAUUCAUCAAAUGGUAUUAAUCCAUUUCUAACGAAUGGGUUGCAUCUUAUCAACCAUUUCAAUGUUUUCACUGCAAAUCAUAAUACUACUGAUGAUCCAACUAAUUUUAACAAAAGUAACAAUUUCUUCACUAAUUUAAGUUGGUUAAGUUGUAAUACUCCAAAUGAAUCAUGGGGACCAUUAUCAUAUGAAUUUAAAGAUUUUACACCAUGUUUUUUACAAGGUAUAUUAUUUGGUAUAACAUCACUAUUAAUGAUUUUUAUUGGAAGUUAUCAAAUAAAAUAUUUGAGAGAUAAAAAAAUCACCGUGGCUAAUAGAAUUAAUUGGACAUUUUAUAUAAAACUUUUAUUAGUUUUUAUACAAUUAAUAUUUCAAAUUUUAAUAGUUAUUACUUUCCCUUAUAAGAAUGGUGGAAUUAUACAAACUUCAAAUUAUUUAAAUAUUAUGUCUACCGUCAUAGCAUUUGGUAUUCAUUAUUUAGAACAAUUUAAAUCAAAUAUAUCAAAUGGUGUAUUAUUAUUUUAUUGGUUAUUUCAAAUAAUUUUAAAUUUAGGUAGAAUAUUAAAUUUACAAUUAAGAAAUAAAUUAAAUACUGUAUUUUCAAAUAUAGUUAUUUUGAUAACUGUUAAUUCAUUUUUAAUAUUAAUUAUGGAAGUUUAUUUUCCAAUGAAACCUUUAAAUUAUUUUCAAAGAUUAAAAACUAUAAGUCCUUAUGAUAGAGCAAAUGUUUUUUCAAGAAUUACAUUUGAUUGGAUUGGUGGAUUAAUGAAAAAGGGUUAUUCAACUUUUUUAACUGAAAAAGAUUUACCACCUUUACCAAAAGAUUUAAAAGCUAAAAAUACAACAAAUGAAUUUAAUCAUUAUUGGAAUAGACAACCUUCAACUAAAAAAUCAUUAUUUUGGGCUAUAUCACAAGCAUUUGGUGGUGAAUUUUUAUUAGGUGGUGUUUUUAAAGCUGCUCAAGAUUCUUUAGCUUUUAUUCAACCUCAAUUAUUAAGAUUAUUAAUUAAAUUUGUAAAUGAUUAUUCAAAAUCUGUUAAACAAGGUAAACCCUUACCAUUAACUAGAGGUUUAAUGAUUGCUGUUUCAAUGUUUUUAGUUUCAAUUAUUCAAACUGCUUGUUUACAUCAAUAUUUCCAAAGAGCGUUUGAUUUAGGUAUGAAAAUAAAAAGUUCAUUAACUGCUACUGUAUAUAAUAAAUCAUUAGUUUUAUCAAAUGAAUCAAAACAAGAAAGUUCAACUGGUGAUAUUGUAAAUUUAAUGUCUGUUGAUGUACAAAGAUUACAAGAUUUAGUUCAAAAUUUACAAGUUAUAUGGUCAGGUCCUUUUCAAAUUAUUAUAUGUCUUUAUUCAUUACAUGAUUUAAUUGGAAAUUCAAUGUGGGCAGGAGUUGCAAUAAUGUUAAUUAUGAUUCCAUUGAAUGCCAUUAUAGCAAGAACUCAAAAAAAAUUACAAAAGACACAAAUGAAAUAUAAAGAUAAAAGAUCAAGAUUAAUUAAUGAAAUCUUAAAUAAUAUUAAAUCUUUAAAACUUUAUGGAUGGGAACAACCUUAUUUACAAAGAUUAAAUUAUGUUAGAAAUGAUUUAGAAUUAAAUAAUUUAAAAAAAAUGGGAAUAUUUAUGGCUGUAUCAAAUUUUACUUGGAAUUUAGCUCCAUUUUUAGUAAGUUGUUCAACAUUUGGAGUAUUUGUUUUAACUCAAAAAAGAAGUUUAUCAACAGAUUUAGUAUUUCCUGCUUUAUCAUUAUUUAAUCUAUUAAGUUUUCCAUUAGCUGUUGUUCCAAUGGUUAUUACAAAUAUUGUUGAAGCUCAAGUUGCUGUAAAUAGAUUAACUAAAUAUUUAACAAGUUCAGAAUUACAAAAUAAUGCAGUUUUGAAACAAAAACCAGUUGAUCAAAUUGGUGAUGUUGCAGUAUCAAUAAAAAAUGGUACAUUUUUAUGGUCAAAAUCUAAAAAGGAACAAAAUUAUAAAGUUGCUUUAUCAAAUAUUAACCUAUCAGCAAAAAAGGGUAAAUUAGAUUGUAUAGUUGGUAAAGUUGGAUCAGGAAAAUCUUCUAUAAUUCAAGCAAUAUUAGGUGAUUUAUAUAAAUUAGAUGGUGAAGUUAUAUUACAUGGUAAAGUUGCAUAUGUUGCACAAAUUCCUUGGAUAAUGAAUGGAUCAGUUAGAGAAAAUAUUUUAUUUGGUCAUAAAUAUGAUCCAGAAUUUUAUAAUCAUGUUUUAAAAGCUUGUGCAUUAACUGUUGAUUUAGCUAUAUUAACUAAGGGAGAUCAAACUGAAGUUGGUGAAAAAGGUAUAUCAUUAAGUGGUGGUCAAAAAGCUCGUUUAUCUUUAGCAAGAGCUGUAUAUGCAAGAGCAGAUGUUUAUUUAUUAGAUGAUCCUCUUAGUGCAGUUGAUGAACAUGUUGGAAAACAUUUAGUUGAUCAUGUUUUAGGUCCCAAUGGUAUAUUAAAAAGUAAAUGUAAAAUUUUAGCAACAAAUAAUAUUAAAGUUUUAAGUAUUGCAGAUAAUUUAAGUAUGGUAAGUGAUGGUAGAUUAAUUGAACAAGGAACAUAUGAUGAAAUAAUGAAAUUAGAAAAUUCAAAAUUAAAAUUAUUAAUUGAAGAAUUUGGUAAAAAAAGAGAAGAAUCUCCAAAACCAAUAACUAAUGGAAAUAGUGAGGAGGCUAAAGAUAAAGAUGAUUAUGAAGUUAAAGAUGAUAUAAAUUUACAAGAUUUAGACUCAGAUUGUGAUUUAGAAAUUACAAGUUUAAGAAGAGCAAGUGAAGUAUCAUUAAUACCAGAUGAUGAAAGAGAUCCUGAAUUAUAUGAUGAAGAACAAUUAGAAUUAGAAGAAGGAGAAGUUGAAAGUGAUGAUAAAAUUGCAAGAAAAGAACAUAUUGAACAAGGUAAAGUUAAAUGGGAAGUUUAUAAAGAAUAUGCAAAAGCUUGUGGAUCAUUUCAUGUAUUUAUUUUCUUGAGUUGUGCAAUAUUAUCAUAUUUAGUUAAUGUUAGUUCUACUUUUUGGUUAGAACAUUGGUCAGAAAUAAAUACAAAAUAUGGUUAUAAUCCAAAUGUUUUAAAAUAUUUAGGUAUAUAUUUUUUACUAGGAAUUGGUUAUUCAUUAAGUUCAUUAAUUCAAAAUAUAACAUUAUGGAUAUUAUGUACAAUACAAGGUUCAAAAAAAUUACAUAAUUCAAUGGCUGUAUCAGUUAUAAGAGCUCCAAUGUCAUUUUUUGAAACUACACCAAUUGGAAGAAUUUUAAAUAGAUUUUCAAAUGAUAUUUAUAAAAUUGAUGAAGUUAUUGGAAGAGUAUUUAAUAUGUUUUUCAGUAAUUUAAUUAAAGUUACUUUAACAAUAGUUGUUAUUUGUUUUUCAACUUGGCAAUUUAUAUUUUUAAUUUUACCUUUAGGAUUUUUAUAUAUUUAUUAUCAACAAUAUUAUCUUAGAACAUCAAGAGAAUUAAGAAGAUUAGAUUCAGUUUCAAGAUCACCCAUAUUUGCCAAUUUUCAAGAAUCAUUAGUUGGUAUAUCAACAAUUCGUGCGUAUGGUAAAGAAGAUAGAUUUAAAUUUUUAAAUCAAUCAAGAGUUGAUGAAAAUAUGAAAGCUUAUCAUCCUGCAAUAAAUGCAAAUAGAUGGUUAGCUGUUAGAUUAGAAUUUUUAGGUUCGAUUAUAAUCUUGGGAUCUGCAGGUUUAUCAAUUUUAACUUUAUCCAAUGGUCAUUUAACUGCUGGUUUAGUUGGUUUAUCAGUUUCUUAUGCUUUACAAAUUACUCAAUCAUUAAAUUGGAUAGUUAGAAUGACUGUUGAAGUAGAAACAAAUAUAGUUGCAGUUGAAAGAUGUUUAGAAUAUUCAAAUUUAAAAAGUGAAGCUCCUGAAAUUAUUCCAAAUCAUAGACCUCCUACAUCAUGGCCACAACAAGGUGAAAUUAAAUUUCAAAAUUAUUCAACUAAAUAUAGACCUGAAUUAGAUUUAGUUUUAAAAGAUAUAAAUAUUGAUAUAAAGCCAAAACAAAAAAUCGGUAUUGUUGGUAGAACAGGAGCAGGAAAAUCAUCAAUAACAUUGGCUCUUUUUAGAAUUAUUGAAGCAUUUGAUGGUGAUAUUAUAAUAGAUAAAAUUCAAACAAAUACAAUUGGAUUAUAUGAUUUAAGAAGCCGAUUAUCUAUUAUACCACAAGAUUCUCAAGUAUUUGAAGGUACAAUCAGAUCAAAUUUAGAUCCAACUGAUGAAUAUACAGAUGAACAAAUUUGGAAAGCUUUGAGUUUAUCUCAUUUAAAAGAUCAUGUUGAAAAAAUGUUUAAUGAAAGAGAAACUGAAGAUGAUAAUCGAGGACAAGGUCAACAACAACAGACAGUUGAAGAAAAAGAUGAAAUAAAUUCACCAUUAGAUGUUAAAAUUACAGAAGGUGGUUCAAAUUUAUCUGUGGGACAAAGACAAUUAAUGUGUUUAGCUAGAGUUUUAUUAAAAAUGAAUGAUUCAACCAUAUUAGUAUUAGAUGAAGCAACAUCAAGUAUUGAUCAAUCAACAGAUAGAAUUAUUCAACAAACAAUAAGAACAGAAUUUAAAAAUAAAACUAUUAUAACUAUUGCUCAUAGAAUUGAUACAAUUUUAGAUAGUGAUAAAAUCUUAGUAUUAGAUAAAGGAAAAGUAGCAGAAUUUGAUACUCCUGAAAAUUUAUUAAAAAAUAAAAAUUCAUUAUUUUAUGCUUUAUGUAAAGAAGGUGGAUUUGUUAAUGAUGAUGAUUGA
Messenger RNA from Lodderomyces pseudojiufengensis, 4740 nucleotides. It is a transcript of the gene YCF1, whose product is annotated as ATP-binding cassette glutathione S-conjugate transporter. Gene Ontology annotation, molecular function: ATP hydrolysis activity; bilirubin transmembrane transporter activity; ABC-type transporter activity. Gene Ontology annotation, cellular component: membrane. Lineage: Eukaryota; Fungi; Ascomycota; Pichiomycetes; Serinales; Debaryomycetaceae. The record is from RefSeq and is a predicted model, not a curated record. The transcript has a single exon. Gene Ontology annotation, biological process: transmembrane transport. Bases 1 to 4740 code for a protein of 1579 amino acids.